Molecule: messenger RNA, 4740 nt
Organism: Dermacentor silvarum
Lineage: Eukaryota; Metazoa; Arthropoda; Arachnida; Ixodida; Ixodidae
Exons: 11
Coding region: 211-3462 (1083 amino acids)
Molecular function (GO): N,N-dimethylaniline monooxygenase activity; NADP binding; flavin adenine dinucleotide binding
Source: RefSeq, a predicted model, not a curated record
CACACUUGUCUUCCGAGCUGUCUUUCCCUGCCUCAGACUCGCCGUCGACGCUGCGUAUGCGUCGCAGCCUCCAAGGCCCUCGCUGAGAAAAAUCGCUCUCUCGAAGUAAGAGACCCCACGCCGACCUCGCAGGCUCGGCACGGCACCGGAGCACGCUGCCUACCGCGCAACCUUUGUGGUAAUGUGCCGCCCCGUCUUUGCCUAACUCAUAUGUCAGCCGAAACCGUGGCGGAAGGCGCAGACAAGAUGGUACCCAGUAUGGAAGCUCAAGCCACAAGCGGGCACUGUGGGCCCCUUCCGCCGCUCGUGGUGGUGAUCGGCGCCGGGAGCAGCGGACUGCCCACCAUCAAGUCGUGCCUCGAGGAAGGCCUCCGCGUCGUGUGCCUAGAGCGCACGGGCGCCGUGGGCGGCCUGUGGCGAUACACCGAGGAGCCCGUGGAAGGGUGCGGCAGCGUGGCGCGCAACACGAUGCUCAACAGCUCCAAGGAGUUCUCGGCCUACAGCGACUUCCCGCCACACGCCGACAGCUCGAAUUUCAUGCACCACUCCGGCAUGCUGGAAUACCUCACGCGAUACAGCAAGCACUUCGACCUGAACUCGCACAUCCGUUUCAACCACGUGGUGGAGUCUGUGCGGAGAGCGUCGGCGGAUGGAGUCGACAAGAGUGAUGGCGUUGGUGAUAGCAGAGAGCGUCGCUGGACCGUGUGCGGCCGGAACACGACCACGGGGCAGGACUUCACGCUCUAUGCGGACGCCGUGGUCGUGUGCAGCGGCCACCACGCGGUGCCCAAGUGGCCCGAUCUUCCGGGCCUCCGAGACACGUUCCGCGGCCGCGUCGUGCACGCUCACGAAUACCGGAAGGCGUCCACGUUCGAGGACCGCCGCGUCCUGGUGGUGGGCAUGGGAAACUCUGGCGGAGACAUCGCCGUCGAGUUGAGCUACGUCUGCCCGCAGGUGUACAUGAGCACGCGCCGGGGGACUUGGGUGGCUCCUCGUUUGGCGCCCGGCGGCCUUCCCAUGGACGUGACCAUGUGCACCAGGGCUCUGAACACUGCUCGCUCGCUGCUGCCGUUCGACCUCGGGGCUCGAUCCUUCGAGCGGGUCCUCAAUGGCCACUUCGACCACAAGAUGUACGGCCUGAAGCCUGCGCACCGCGCCGUGAAUCAGCAGCUAUUCGUCAACGACGUCCUGCCUUCCCGCAUACUAAACGGAACGGUGCAGAUUCGAGGUAACGUGGCUCGGCUGGGCCCGGAUUACGCCGAGUUCUCCGACGGCUCGCGCGCGGUCAUCGACGACGUCAUCGUAGCGACGGGGUACUCCAAGCACUACCCGUUCCUGCCACCCGAGGUAGCUCCCUACGUGCGCGAGGAGCGCGUCGAGCUCUACAAGUUCAUCUUCCCCGUGGGGGAACCGAGUGUCGCCUUCGUGGGCCUGGUGGACCCCAUCGGUGGGUUCUGGCCCAUUGCCGAGAUGCAAGCACGCUAUGUGGCCCGCGUGCUGGCCGGAAAACUACCGCUACCUGACACCGAGAGACAGAGGAAAGAGGCGGCACGCAGGGCGUCCGCUUUAGCCAUCAACAGCGCACGCUACGCCGUGGAGGUUCACUGGAUCGCGUACAUGGAUGAACUGGCAAGUCUGCUCGGAGUGAAGCCCAACCUGCGCCGUUUGGCGAUCACAGACCCGGUGCUGUUCCGGCGGUGUGUGUUCGGGCCCUGCCUGCCUUACCAGUUCCGCCUCGAGGGACCCAACUCGUGGGAAGUGGCGGGAGGCGCAGACAAGGUGACACCCAGCAUGGAAGCUCAAGCCACAAGCGGGCACUGUGGGCCCCUUCCGCCACUCGUGGUGGUGAUCGGCGCCGGGAGCAGCGGGCUGCCCACCGUCAAAUCGUGCCUCGAGGAAGGCCUCCGCGUUGUGUGCCUAGAGCGCACGGGCGCCGUGGGCGGCCUGUGGCGAUACACCGAGGAGCCCGUGGAAGGGUGCGGCAGCGUGGCGCGCAACACGAUGCUCAACAGCUCCAAGGAGUUCUCGGCCUACAGCGACUUCCCGCCGCACGCCGACAGCCCGAAUUUCAUGCACCACUCCGGCAUGCUGGAAUACCUCACGCGAUACAGCAAGCACUUCGACCUGAACUCGCACAUCCGUUUCAACCACGUGGUGGAGUCUGUGCAUAGAGCGUCGGCGGAUGGAGUCGACAAGAGUGAUGGCGUUGGUGAUAGCAGAGAGCGUCGCUGGACCGUGUGCGGCCGGAACACGACCACGGGGCAGGACUUCACGCUCUAUGCGGACGCCGUGGUCGUGUGCAGCGGCCACCACGCGGUGCCCAAGUGGCCCGAUCUUCCAGGCCUCCGAGACACGUUCCGCGGCCGCGUCGUGCACGCGCACGAAUACCGGAAGGCGUCCAUGUUCGAGGACCGCCGCGUCCUGGUGGUGGGCAUGGGAAACUCUGGCGGGGACAUCGCCGUCGAGUUAAGCUACGUCUGCCCGCAGGUGUACAUGAGCACGCGCCGGGGCACUUGGGUGGCCCCUCGUUUAGCGCCCGGCGGCCUUCCCAUGGACGUGACCAUGUGCACCAGGGCUCUGAACACUGCUCGCUCGCUGCUGCCGUUCGACCUCGGGGCUCGAUCCUUCGAGCGGGUCCUCAAUGGCCACUUAGACCACAAGAUGUACGGCCUGAAGCCGGCCCACCACGCCAUCAAUCAGCAGCCCUUCGUCAACGACGUCCUCCCUUCCCGGAUACUCAGCGGAACGGUGCAGAUUCGAGGUAACGUGACUCGGCUGGGCCCGGAUUACGCCGAGUUCUCCGACGGCUCGCGCGCGGUCAUCGACGACGUCAUCGUAGCGACGGGGUACUCCAAGCACUACCCGUUCCUGCCACCCGAGGUAGCCCCCUACGUGCGCGAGGAGCGCGUCGAGCUCUACAAGUUCAUCUUCCCCGUGGGGGAACCGAGCGUUGCGUUCGUGGGUCUGGUGGAGCCCAUCGGUGGGUUCUGGCCCAUUGCCGAGAUGCAAGCUCGCUAUGUGGCCCGCGUGCUGGCCGGCAAGCUACCACUGCCUGACGCCGAGAGACAGAGGAAAGAGGCGGCAUGCAGGGCGUCCGCUUUAGAAAUCGACAGCGCACGCUACGCCGCGCAGGUUCACUGGAUCGCGUACAUGGAUGAACUGGCAAGUCUGCUCGGAGUGAAGCCCAACCUGAGCCGUUUGGCGAUCACAGACCCACUGCUGUUCCGGCGGUGUGUGUUCGGGCCCUGCCUGCCUUACCAGUUCCGCCUCGAGGGGCCCAACUCGUGGGAAGGUGCUCGCGAGGCCAUUCUCGAUUUUCCUAAUCGUGUUGCCUCCGUUCUUACUCCCCUCACGGCGCCAGAGGACACGCGCCUGCGCAGAGCUGCCACUGGAGCCAUCGAGGUUGUGGCCACCUGCACCGUCAUGAUCGCCAUAGCUUAUGUGUUAUCGUUAGCCAUAUGAAAUGAUGUACCAGGACAUAUGUGCCUUCAUUGACUGAUGGAAGAGGAGAGUGAGCUAUGAGUGGAUAUUACCUGGUGUAAAAAUUGGUGACAAUUUCACCGCCAGUGCGGCACCCGAAUGAAUGUGAGAGUUGCUGGUUAACACUAGGGAGCCUUAAAGUUCGACAUUAUGAUUUCGCGCCAUGACUUACAAGGGCUGUCAAAUGCACGGAUGCUGUUUUUCUCAUCCAAUGGUGUUCCUCUACCGUGGUUUUACAGGGUCUCGUGCGGUAUUUGCCACAGUGGGAGUACCAGACCAGUCACACGCAACAGUGCCGUAUCUUUUUGUAUUCAUUUUGUGUCAACGCAAUGCAGCCUUUCGGUUGAAGAAAAUCGAAUGACUGGGGCCUUUCACUUCCAAUGACACAAUAGAAUGUAUCUCGCCACAGAAGUGCAAACUAUACACUGCGGAUCGAUAAGACACAAGGGAGAAUGCAAAAGAUGAGGCAAGGGAAGACGGCCAAGAGAAACGGAUUGGUUCAAGUGGAUUGGGGAUCACCUCUCCAUAGUGCUCACACCACCUCAGCCGAACCACCCAACGUAGUUCCUCCGUAUGUAAGGUUUCUAGUCCCUCAUAAGUAUGAAUCCAAUGAGGCACCUCUUCUUGAAGAAGCAUUGGCAUUCGUGAAUACUAUAUCCGUAAUGUUAGCUUGUGGCGCACAUCCUUUCUCUUCGUGUAAAAAAACCUCGUGCUGAUGUCUUGAUUCCUGGCAUUGUAACGAGUAAUGGUUAACGUCAACGCAUUCACGUCAUGUGGACAGGUUAAGGAACGCAUAACAGUGGCGACUGGCUGGGCUUAUCGGUGCACCAACCAAUGCUGUAUUUGCAGGCCUGAACAAGAAUUGCACUUCCUGCGAAGACACGAGCUAAGUGCGUCGGUGAUGCGGUUGACACAGUAGUCACGGAGACAGACUGCCGAUGAGGUCACGCUUCAGAAGCGCCGGCAUAAGCCAAAACCAUAGCUGAAAAAUCAAAAUAGUGAUUCUUGUCAAUACCUAUACAAAAAUGUCACAGUUUCGCCCUAAGGGCGAAGCAAUGAAUGCGACAGCAACACAGCAAUGUCAUACGAAGUAAGGUGAGCGGCUUUGGUAGCAAUAUGAAUUGUAGUAAACAUGAGCUGAUUAAGUAAGCAGGUGUGCUGCGGCGUAAGUAGACCGACAUGAAGAGAGACUCGAUGACCACGAGAAGGCGCGUGUGAAAUGGUGGUGUUGAUGAGAAGCGCUUCCCGUGGGCAGCGCGU